ACUGCAAACACGCUAUUCAGAGUCCUGGGCGUGCCGGCGAAGUACCCGGAUGUGAUAGGCCAUGUGCACUUCCAUCUGGACAGUCCUCGCCUGCCUCGUUAUAUCACCUCGUCUGCUCCGACCUGACUCUUCUACUCGCCGCUUCGAGCCCUCCAAUUUGCAACCAUGUUUCGUCUACCCACAGUCAUGAAGCAGGUGAGGCCAGUGUGCAGGGCGCUGGCUCCUCACCUGACGCGCGCCUACGCCAAAGAAGUUAAGUUUGGAGCUGACGCCCGCGCCCUCAUGCUGCAGGGCGUCGACCUGCUGGCCGACACAGUCGCCGUCACCAUGGGCCCCAAGGGUCGCACGGUCAUCAUCGAGCAGAGCUGGGGCAGCCCCAAGGUGACCAAGGACGGCGUGACGGUGGCCAAGAGCAUCGACCUGAAGGACAAAUACAAGAACAUUGGCGCCAAGCUGGUGCAGGACGUGGCCAACAACACCAACGAGGAGGCAGGUGACGGCACCACCACCGCCACUGUGCUGGCCCGCGCCAUCGCCAAGGAGGGCUUUGACAGCAUCAGCAAGGGUGCCAACCCCGUGGAGAUUCGCCGCGGCGUCAUGAUGGCGGUGGAGAAAAUCUGUAACGAGCUCAAGCACCUCUCCAAGCCAGUCACAACGCCCGAGGAGAUCGCCCAGGUCGCUACUAUCUCCGCUAACGGCGACACCGAGAUCGGAAACAUCAUAUCCAACGCCAUGAAGAGAGUUGGCCGCAAAGGAGUCAUUACUGUCAAGGAUGGCAAAACUCUCCAUGAUGAGCUGGAGGUGAUUGAGGGCAUGAAGUUUGACCGUGGUUACAUCUCGCCGUACUUCAUUAACACUGCCAAGGGUCAGAAGUGUGAGUUCCAGGAUGCUUACCUGCUGCUUAGUGAGAAGAAGAUCUCCAGCGUGCAGAGCAUCGUUCCCGCCCUGGAGAUCGCCAACCAGCACCGCAAGCCUCUGGUCAUCGUGGCGGAGGACGUGGACGGCGAGGCCCUCAGCACCUUGGUCCUCAACAGGCUGAAGGUGGGACUGCAGGUGGUUGCUGUCAAGGCUCCUGGCUUCGGAGACAACAGGAAGAACCAGCUGAAGGACAUGGCCAUCGCCACCGGGGGCACUGUGUUUGGGGACGACUCGCUGGGUCUAGCACUGGAAGACAUCCAGGCGCACGACUUCGGCAAAGUGGGCGAGGUCCAGAUCACCAAAGACGACACGCUGCUGCUGAAGGGCGGCGGCAAGCCGGCCGAGCUGGAGAAGCGGGCGAGCGAGAUCGUGGAGCAGCUGGAGAGCACCACCAGCGACUAUGAGAAGGAGAAGCUCAACGAGCGGCUGGCUAAGCUGUCUGACGGCGUGGCCGUGCUCAAGGUCGGAGGGACAAGCGACGUGGAGGUGAACGAGAAGAAGGACCGCGUAACAGACGCCCUGAACGCCACUCGAGCCGCCGUGGAAGAAGGCAUCGUGCCAGGUGGCGGCUGCGCUCUGCUGCGCUGCAUCCCCUCCUUGGACAGCCUCAAGACCGCCAACGAAGACCAGAAAAUUGGCGUGGACAUCAUCCGACGGGCGCUCCGCAUCCCCGCCAUGACAAUCGCCAAGAACGCCGGCGUGGAGGGCUCCCUGGUGGUGGAGAAGAUCCUGCAGAGCCCUGCUGAGGUGGGCUACGACGCCAUGCUGGGCGAGUACGUCAACAUGGUGGAGAAGGGCAUCAUCGACCCCACCAAGGUGGUGAGGACGGCGCUGCUGGACGCGGCAGGCGUGGCCUCCCUGCUGUCUACCGCCGAGGCUGUGGUCACGGAGAUCCCUAAGGAGGAGAAGGAGAUGCCCGGAGGCGGCAUGGGAGGCAUGGGUGGCAUGGGCGGCAUGGGUGGGGGGAUGGGCUUCUAGAAGGCCCGCCUCCCUCCACUGUACAGACUGGAAAAGGACAGUGGUGCCUGCAUUGACCUAAAUCCUCAAACUCACUGACCAACCGCCAGGAUGUCGGCCAUUCUUCCCCGCCAUGCGUCAGAGGAGAACGUCUUGUCCUAAGUUCACCGCUUUUUCCCCUGCAGGAUCAACCGGGGAAACGUUUACAGUGAUGGCGCCCUCUGCUGGUCUGUCUAUUACACCCACAUGACCAGCUGGAGCCAGUGAAAUAAUCAUGUCAAACACCCAUCAGUUAGUUUUGCUUCCAUCGCCUUCCUGCAGGGGAAAAACUUCCCAUCUUUGAAAAGACCUAACAAAAAAUGGGUGUGAAGUAAGGAAUGUUGCAUUUGUCUUUAAUUUAGUUUUGUUUUUUUAUAUAUAUAUGUUUAUCAUGAUUCUGUCCUGCUGAUGGUGCAGGUUUGGGCGCAUUUGAUUUAAUUAAACCAUUUUCCAAAUGA
Messenger RNA from Nerophis ophidion (straightnose pipefish), 2372 nucleotides. RefSeq names its product heat shock 60 protein 1 (gene hspd1). Gene Ontology annotation, cellular component: mitochondrial matrix; mitochondrial inner membrane. The record is from RefSeq and is a predicted model, not a curated record. Bases 166 to 1896 code for a protein of 576 amino acids. NCBI's taxonomy places the organism in Eukaryota, Metazoa, Chordata, Actinopteri, Syngnathiformes, Syngnathidae. Gene Ontology annotation, biological process: positive regulation of T cell activation; protein import into mitochondrial intermembrane space; positive regulation of interleukin-6 production. Gene Ontology annotation, molecular function: ATP binding; protein-folding chaperone binding; ATP-dependent protein folding chaperone. The transcript has 11 exons.